AUGACCACAGCGUACUCUGGCAUGGCCCCAACAGCAGUUUCCCCCCACUCAUUUACCCGUUCAGUCCUCGCGCACCUAAACAGCGACAAAUCCCAACUCCCUUACGCCCCGCCACACCCGAGCCAGACUACAACAGCGGCAUCUCUAGACUCAUCCCCCAACGGUAGUCCUCCAGCAACCUCGGAUGAGCUCGCCCAAACCGUCGCCGCCCUUGACACGGAAGUUCAGGCUAUUAAGGCCCAAGUCUACAAGAAGCUGCUUGCAAACUAUGGCGCUUUCUCCGAGUCAUUUGAGUACACUCUCGAGCUCAAGGACAAAAUCGAUGGUCUUCUAGAGCAGGCUGACAACAUGGCCUCAAGAACAACGGACCCCGAGAAUGGACUGCGUCAAAUAGUCAUGACGGCUCUAGUUGAGCACCACGAAAUCUCUCAUAGAGUCCAAGAGAACAACAGCAUCAUGGAAGGUCUGGAGCAUUUCUCGCGUGUGGGGGAUAUCCUUUCUCAGUACGAAGCAUUUAUGGAUUCAGGAAAGAUUCUUGAGGCUGGUCAUUGCAUCCAACAAGCGGCCAAAACUCUUGCCCACCCUCCCAAUGCAGGUGUUGCAUCGUCCCAUAUCACGCGGUCCCUCACGGACCAAUGUGCCAGAAUGACAGAAGCCAUUGACCAGAUGCUGGACGACCUUAUCGCUAACGCCAUCCACUAUCAGUACCCCACCGACGACAUCAAUACCCAAUUCAAACUCACCAUCUCUUACGACAUUAAAGUCCCUCCUUUGGCCUUGCCCCGCUCGAACACGGACUCUGCGCCAGGAUCAAUUCGGUGGCACGCACUCAUUCGUGCCUUGACCUUACUGGAUGUCGCCCAAGAGAAGCUCCGUCCUCUACAAAAGUUUCUGAUCCGACAGGUGCUUCAGCCUCUAAUCGAGCACCAUAACGACGCAGUCAUCCUUAUAGACAACUCUACCAGCUAUGCCUCUGCAACAGGAACAUUCCUAUCACUAGAGCUGAAUCCAGGGCAUGGCUCAGGCGAUCUUUUUAGGGACGUGAUGAGCGUUUUCGAGUUCAUUCACCGCAACAUCUUCCUGAGUGACUAUUCAAGCCCAGAGUUCAACGCUAAAGAGUUUUCAUCAGACACGGAGAUCCUUACAUAUUUCCUUGGCCACAACAUCGCCAAAGAAGCCUGUGCAAUGAUAUCAAAGUCCUACCUCUCCCAGGCUGUUCCUUCAGACAUCAACGGAUUACGCGACUUUGUCUCCGUUGCCUCGGCUGCGACACGUUUGGAGAACGAACUCAUCGCAUUGGGGUUCUUGACUGAGGCAGACAGAGAAUUGCGGGAGUUUGUCGAGAACAUUGAUGUUCACUAUACAAACAACAAGCGGGAUACUCUGCUCAAACAGGGGCGCGCUGUGAUCAUGAGUGAGGAUUUUAAAACGAUUCAAGUGAAAGAUCUGGAUAAAGACGAUGAUCUCGAAAAGGAGGACGAUGGAUGGGGUCGAAUCGCCGAUAUUGAUACGGAUGUCAAGGAGUCAUGCAUUAGCCUUAAAGCAAAGCAGCUCGUGGACAUGAUACUUUCCACCCUUCACGAAGCCGGAUCUCUCAGUGAAAACGCAUCCCCGCAUCUUUACAAGGCAACUCGCUCACUCAUCGACCUCUAUCGCGCCUUGAUGCCGGUCCACCACGCGAGGACUCUUACAAACGUACCGGCACUUGCAAUCUUGUUCUACAACGAUUGUAUGUAUAUCGCCCGAGAGCUGGAAAAGGUACCCGCACGACUAGAGGACGGGAUCCCUGGCAUGGAUGAGGUCCAGUACGAUGACUCGAUUCCGGCCUUGAAGACCUUGGCCAGAAAAUGGCUCGAUAUCCAGGUGCAAAAGCAACGCGAGGAGCUGAUGGAGAGCAUUGACAGUGCAGGCGGGUUCCGGGAUUCUAGUGUCGACAUCAAAUUUGACGCAUGCGAGCGGUCGAUGAAGCAGGUUGUCCUUGUCUUUAAGCACCUAGGAAAAGCCUGGAAGUCCACGUUGUCUCCAUUGACGUUCUACAAGCUCUUGGGCCAACUUUUGAACGAAGUCUCAAAGCGAGUCAUCAGGGAGCUGGAAAAGUUGAACGAUAUCUCGGAGAAGGAAUCGCACAAGCUCGCCACCCUCUGUGGUCUUUUGUUUGAGUGCGAGGACCAGUUCGAUUCUGCGGGCCCACUUGUCGAAGCAGCCAAGGGAGAUGCCUACGACGAUGAGGACCCGAUUCAUUUCUUUGUCCCCUCCUGGCAGAAAUUCCAGCUUCUGGCUGACAUCCUUGAACUGUCCUUUGCAGAGAUCAUGACACGCUUCAGGGCCGGGCAGCUGCACAUGUUUGAGGAAGGAGAGCUCUCGGACCUGAUCUGCGCCAUCUUUGCGGAUACACCUCUCAGAAAGCAUAACCUUGAGGAAAUUGGGCAAGGCCACCCUGUAGCUCUUUCACACCAUGCACAUUAA
This is a messenger RNA of Linnemannia hyalina, 2466 nucleotides long. Lineage: Eukaryota; Fungi; Mortierellomycota; Mortierellomycetes; Mortierellales; Mortierellaceae. The record is from the annotation of a GenBank genome assembly.